GCUUGGGUUCCAUCAUGGCUCAGCCAACUACAGCUCAAAAGACUGCGGUUCCACGCCCUUUGCACGCCGAUCUUUGUGGGCGGACCGUCGUCGUGACGGGUGCAAACACAGGUAUCGGUCUAGAAACUGUAAAGCACUUUGCCAGAAUGAACCCCAGCCGCCUCAUUCUCGCGUGCAGGAGUGAAGACAGAGGACGCACUGCCCUGCAGAACGUUAAGGAGAGUACGGGAUACUUUGCCGAACUACAGCUCGUCGACUUCAGCGAGUUCUCCUCCGUGAUAGCGUUCGCGGCGAGACUACGCGAUGACCCCGUCGACAUACUCGUGGCGAAUGCAGCCGUCGCUAUGCUUGCAUACGAACUGACCAAAGAUAUCUGGGAACAAAGCCUACAGAUUAACCAUCUAUCGACAGCAUUGAUAUCUUUCUUGCUUUUGCCAAACUUGAUUAGGGCUGCGCAAGAACAUGGGACGCGGUCUCGCCUUGUGAUCGUAUCGAGCGACGCGCACCUCCGUGCAACUUUCGAUCAAACGCUCAGGUCGGCGCCCAGUAUCCUGAAAACUCUGAGCAACAGAGAGUACUGCACACCAGAAGUGAUGGAUAUGAGGUAUCAGCACACCAAGCUGCUCAAUGUCCUCUUCGCCCGAGCCAUCGCGGAGCAUCUGCCGCUUGCGACGCCCGUGGUACCCGUGGCAGUCAACCCAGGGUUCUGCUUCUCCGAGCUCCGCCGACAUCUCCCUCCGGAAAGGCUCGCUGUGCAGAAGAUGCUGGAUGAGACCAUCGGUCGCACGUCGGAGGAGGGUGCGCGCCAGCUUGUUUGGGCUGCACUUGGUCCGGACGGCAAGGAGAGCGAGCGCGCCCUCGAGCUGAGAGGCGCGUAUGUCUCGACCGCCGCUGUUGGACAGCCCGGUGAGUAUGUGCUCAGUGAGGAAGGGAAUAUUGUGCAAGAGAGGAUCUGGAAGGAAACGAUUCACUACUUGUCAGAGAUUUCGCCUAAGGUACAGCAGAUCGUCAAGCAGCUCCUUUGAUAGAUCUUUUAAGUUUGCAUCCGUCAAUGCAUCCGCGCAUUGCAAAAUGAGAGCUGCUUGCAAAUUGAAGCGGAAUAACAGACCUACAGACCCACGCUACGUUUCGAUGAUCUUCUUCGCCAGAUGCCACAAUAUGCACUCAUUGAAGGGCGACUGAAGCUUGGUUUGAUUCACGAGCUGAAGCCCAAUUGCAUUAUAGAUAGCGACCUAGGUAGACUGGAUCAGCGUUCCGUCUUUCAUUCGAUAAACCUCAGCUGACAUUCCGCUCAUUCGUAGCAAUUAGGCCGACACUUAGGGCUCCGAGUUCUAUGGCCUACAUAUGAGU
This is a messenger RNA of Phanerochaete carnosa HHB-10118-sp, 1350 nucleotides long. RefSeq lists its product as uncharacterized. Lineage: Eukaryota; Fungi; Basidiomycota; Agaricomycetes; Polyporales; Phanerochaetaceae. The record is from RefSeq and is a predicted model, not a curated record. The transcript is spliced from 5 exons. Bases 15 to 1025 code for a protein of 336 amino acids.